This is a messenger RNA of Guillardia theta CCMP2712, 945 nucleotides long. RefSeq lists its product as hypothetical. Bases 1 to 945 code for a protein of 314 amino acids. The transcript has 5 exons. The record is from RefSeq and is a predicted model, not a curated record. Lineage: Eukaryota; Cryptophyceae; Pyrenomonadales; Geminigeraceae.
AUGGCGGAGGAGCUCCAGCACCCUGUGAGCCCGAGCUCGUUCUUGAACUCUCGCGCACAGAAUGAGAGGCAGAGGCUGCAGAUAAAUUUCAGAGAAAGGUUGGCAGAAUGGAAGACGGAGGAAGCGGCAGGUACGCCUCGCCCCAACAAGAUCGCAGCUGCUUUCCUCAACAAGCUGCAAAACGCAUCGAGGCUGGGGGAUGAGAACGACAUCAAAGAGGUUCUACACCGCAUCGUUUCAAAGCGGAGUGAGACCCAACAGCUCAUCGAAAAGUUGAAGCAAGACAUGAACAGACGGUCGAGAGCCAAGGAGCACCAGCUACCUGAGAGCCCAUCUCAGGCUGACCUGUACGAGAAAGCCCAGCACAUUCAAACGGCAAGCAUCGAUGUCGACGAUGUCGGGCUGUACUCCAACGUUGAAGACAAAGAGCUCAAGUGGCCGAAUGCGCGAGAGAGGAUCCUUGUGUUCGAUGACAUCAUCAAGUCUCAAGCAAGCUCUGCUGGCGUCCCUUCCCCUGAUCUCCACCUCCUCAAGGACGACCGUUUGCUGCCCGUCAUGAAGCUCGAAGAUGAAGUUCCAGUCGUGAAAGUUGUUGCUGUUGUAGCCGUUGCGGUCGUGGAGUCGGAGGUUCAGUCGCGUCUAGUGGGAGGAGGAGGAUCGCAGAAUGAUGACGUCAUCGCCCAAGAGGUAGCUGAGGAGGAGGAGAAAAAGGAGGAGGAGGAGGAGGACGAGGACGAGGACGAGGAGGAGGACGAGGAGGACGAGGACGAGGACGAGGACGAGGACGAGGACGAGGACGAGGACGAGGACGAGGACGAGGACGAGGACGAGGACGAGGAGGAGAUGUGGUACCAUGCAUUGAUGGUGAUGGUUGACAUCAAACAGAAGACCCGCAAAAGAAUGAGAUUCUCCUCUCUUUCUCCUUCUUCUUCGCACGUGCUGUGA